This is a messenger RNA of Antrostomus carolinensis (chuck-will's-widow), 2042 nucleotides long. RefSeq names its product cholinergic receptor muscarinic 5 (gene CHRM5). Gene Ontology annotation, cellular component: plasma membrane; dendrite; synapse. Gene Ontology annotation, molecular function: G protein-coupled serotonin receptor activity; G protein-coupled acetylcholine receptor activity. The transcript has a single exon. Gene Ontology annotation, biological process: gastric acid secretion; chemical synaptic transmission; G protein-coupled receptor signaling pathway, coupled to cyclic nucleotide second messenger. Lineage: Eukaryota; Metazoa; Chordata; Aves; Caprimulgiformes; Caprimulgidae. Bases 221 to 1807 code for a protein of 528 amino acids. The record is from RefSeq and is a predicted model, not a curated record.
CAAUAAUCAAAAUGCAAAAAGAGCACAGAUAAUAAUUGGAUAAAUUGUUUUACAAGUGGUUUAUGGUAACUCUAAUGGAAGUCUGUGAUAUUUAAUGAGCUGCUUUCUUUUCCUGUUUUUUCCUUUGAUCUUUACAGUUGUCUCCAAAAGAAUAUUUUCGAGUACAGAAAGCAAUAUGCAACAGGACUAAGGUGCUUAUGACACUACACCAAGAACAAGAAUGGAAGUAAAUUUAUUCAGCAAUUCUACUGUUGGAAACAGUUCAUCCCUCAACCAUAAGCAGUUAGAAGGGCACAGUCUCUGGGAAGUUAUUACUAUCGCCACUGUAACUGCAGUUGUAAGCUUAAUGACCAUAGUGGGAAAUAUUCUGGUCAUGAUAUCCUUCAAGGUUAACAGUCAGCUCAAAACUGUCAACAAUUAUUACUUACUCAGCCUUGCCUGUGCAGAUCUCAUCAUUGGAAUAUUUUCUAUGAACCUUUAUACAUCCUAUAUACUCAUAGGCCAUUGGUCUCUUGGAAGCCUUGCCUGCGACCUGUGGCUAGCACUGGACUACGUAGCUAGCAACGCCUCAGUAAUGAACCUCCUAGUCAUCAGUUUUGACAGAUAUUUUUCCAUCACAAGGCCUUUAACUUAUAGGGCCAAACGCACGCCCAAAAGAGCUGGCAUCAUGAUCGGUCUGGCUUGGCUAAUUUCCUUUGUGUUGUGGGCACCUGUAAUCUUGUGCUGGCAGUAUUUUGUUGGUGAACGAACAGUACCACCUGAAGAGUGCCAGAUACAGUUCUUAUAUGAGCCCAUUAUCACCUUUGGUACUGCAAUUGCUGCUUUCUACAUUCCAGUGUCCGUGAUGACCAUUCUGUAUUGUCGCAUCUAUAGAGAGACAGAGAAACGUACCAAGGACCUUGCUGAACUGCAAGGUUCAGAGUCUGUGGCAGAGUUUGAGAUGAUAAAGCCUCAGAAAGCUCUCCUGAAAUCUUGCUUCAGUUGCAAGCAACAAAACUUAGUCAAAAGAGAGAGGUGUCAGGCUUCAUGGUCUUCAUCUAGUCGAAGUACAUCAGCUACAGUGAAAGCUUCUCAGGCAGCGAGCACCUGUAAUGACUGGGCUAAGGCUGACCAGCUAACCACCUGCAGCAGCUAUGCAUCUUCAGAAGAGGAGGAUAAACUUGCCGCUGAUUCAGUUUUCCAAGUAACUUACAAAAGUCCAUCUAAAGAAAAAGGAGAAGAGUUUAAUGAGGAUACGGAUGUUGUUGUCAAAGACCAACCUGAAGAAAAUGAUUUUGAGAACCAGAAAUACUUUUUGUCACCUGCCAAAGGCCAUGUACAACAAAGUAAAAAAUGCAUGGCCUAUAAAUUCCGGUUGGUGGUUAAGGAUGAUGGCACCCAGGAAGCCAACAAUGGUUGCCGUAAAGUGAAAAUAUCUCCUUGUUCUGCUGCUCUGUCAAAGGAUCCUUCCAUCAAAAGCAUGGAUCCAAAUAUAAAUAACCAAAUCACCAAAAGGAAACGGAUGGUUCUUAUAAAGGAACGCAAAGCAGCACAAACUUUAAGUGCCAUUCUUUUGGCUUUUAUCAUCACAUGGACUCCCUACAAUAUCAUGGUUUUGAUCUCCACAUUCUGCUCUGACUGCAUUCCCUUGACAUUGUGGCACCUUGGAUAUUGGCUGUGCUAUGUGAACAGCACUGUUAACCCCAUUUGUUAUGCCCUCUGUAACAAAACUUUCAGGAAAACUUUUAAGAUGCUGCUUUUCUGCCAGUGGAAAAAGAAAAAAGUGGAAGAGAAACUGUACUGGCAGGGCAACACCAGACUGCCAUGAUAGCUCUUAGAUAAAGGAUAAGGGGGAAAAUAGAUAUUGACGUAACCUAGUAAAUUGACUGUAAUUCUGUCUUUUCAAAGUUGUUGCUUUAUAUGUCUAGGGGUUAAAACAAUUCUGCACAAAAGUAAAAUUUUGCAUGAAGGUAGUGUGUUUGGGAUAAAGACGUCAGUGGCUGCUGUGAGCAACACGGGCUGGUUUUGAUUAUGCAGGAAAUCUGCAUUGAAGUUAUUAUGUC